AUGCAUUUUAGGGUGGUGUUACAGGCCGAGAGAAUCGCCGGCGCACUCGUGAAAUCGGAGCGUGAACUCUGUAUCUCCCAACUUCUUCGCAAUCCCUGCUUCCAUAUCCUCCAACAACGUCAGAAGUGGCGUAACAAACGUGAUGUUGGCAAGACACAGGGGCUCUGGAGCAGGAUCCCCGAGAACGAAGCGGCCCUCGAGCCGGUUGCCCUGCGCGCUGCGGUACAUGCCGCCCCAGAGUAUGCCGACUAUGGUGCCGUCGUAGUGGCGGACGGCCGCGCCCGAGUCGCCAAAGAAAGCACGGUCAUCGAGAACAACCUGCUCCUGGUGGUGCACGACGACUGUUUCCCCACCGGGAAAGGUGUAUCUCGUUCGGACUUCGGCCACGUCGUUUGCGAGGACGCCACAGGUCAUAUUCGCACAGGCGCCUUCCUUGUACACUCUCUUCCCCGAUGCGGGCUGUUCAAAUUCGAAGAUUUUGGCUUCGAGGAAGAAGAAAUUCAACCAGCGGCCAAGCGGAUUGAGAGCACUGAAAUUCACCCCCAGUCGAGAGCAUGGCGGUGGUGGCCCUGGGAGGUCCGGCACAGUCCCGAGCACUCGAUCCUGGAUAUGCGAAACCGGUGA
Messenger RNA from Chaetomium fimeti, 624 nucleotides. RefSeq lists its product as uncharacterized. Lineage: Eukaryota; Fungi; Ascomycota; Sordariomycetes; Sordariales; Chaetomiaceae. The coding region runs from base 1 to 624 and encodes 207 amino acids. The record is from RefSeq and is a predicted model, not a curated record. The transcript has 4 exons.